This is a messenger RNA of Cololabis saira (Pacific saury), 1742 nucleotides long. Its product is annotated as GTPase IMAP family member 7-like. Bases 121 to 954 code for a protein of 277 amino acids. NCBI's taxonomy places the organism in Eukaryota, Metazoa, Chordata, Actinopteri, Beloniformes, Belonidae. Gene Ontology annotation, molecular function: GTP binding. The record is from RefSeq and is a predicted model, not a curated record. The transcript is spliced from 2 exons.
AUAGCGCACCGACUUGUGUACUGUGGUUCUAAAGAAGGAUAUCACUACCAAAUGCAAUCAUAUUUUUGUCGUUUUAGUCAGUUUUGAACUGUGCCUUCAGAAAUUUCUCUCUUCAACAACAUGGACUUCACCUCAGAUGAAGUUGUCAGGGACCUGAGGAUUGUUCUGCUCGGGAAGACGGGAUCAGGAAAGAGCCAAACAGGAAAUACCAUCCUGGGAAAGCAGGCUUUUGUUGCAGAGAUGUCUCCAAGUUCUGUGACAAAGACCUGUGUAAAAGAAACUGCCCACUUUGACAAACGAUCUGUGAGUGUCAUUGACACCCCCGGGAUCUUUGAUACUGCAAUCAAGGAGGGAGAGUUAAGAAGUGAGAUAGAGAAAUGCAUCAUGAUGUCUCUCCCUGGGCCGCAUAUAUUCCUGCUGGUGAUCAGACUGGGCGUGCGCUUCACGGAGGAAGAGAAACAUGUCAUGAAGUGGAUCACACAGAACUUUGGUGCAGAAGCCUCGAAGUAUACAGUAGUGCUUUUCACCAGGCUUGAUGAGCUCAGAGGUACAACCGUAGAGAGAUAUCUGAGCAAAAAUGAUGACCUGAGGAAUCUCAUCAGAGACUGCACAGGUGGAUAUGUUGCGUUUGACAAUACAUGCAUGAAAAAUCGCACUCAGGUAGCUGAUUUGUUGGAAAAAAUAGACGCAACCGUGAAUUUGAAUGGGGGCCACUACCCCCGCAGCAAAUAUGAAGAGGCCCAGAGGAGACUGUGGUGGAGCAAAGUUGGAGAUGGUGUGAAGAAGGUUGUAACACCGUUUGUGAUCGGUGCUGCUGGUGCAGCAACUGUUGCUGCCCCUGUAAUUGGUGGCGCUGCAAUAGCAGAGGAGGCAGCAGCUGUAUCCAUACAUCCAUUGUUGUUAGCUGGCAGUGCAGCGAUUGCUAAAGCUAUGGGGUGGUGGACCAGACCCUGAAACGCUGAGUAACAGUGAAUAGAAAAUAAUGUAGGAUCAUCCAUAUAAAAUAAGCCACAAAGCUUAAAACUGUUUCAUUAUAACACAAUUUAAUGCAGGUUAUUUAGAUUUAAACAGAAGUCGUUUUUAGAAAUCAAGCUGAAUGAAAAGCAUUAAAUGUAAUGUUGGGUUUUUUAAAAACAUCUUCAUGCUUCAUUAUUUUUUUUAUUGCUCUUUCAUUUUUUUUAUCCUGUGCUCAUAUACACAUAUAUAGCCCUGUUUAUGAACCUAUGAACCUUGUUUGCUUUAUUUAUCUCUGUGACAUUGGACCCGCAACCUGUCCAGGGUCAACCCCACCUCAAAGAGAUUUAUUAAUUGCACCACCUGACCCAUCAAGACCCUGAACAGGAUGAAGUGUGUAUAAACAACGGAAGGAUGGAUGGAGUCAAACGGUCAGAUUCAGGAUGUUUCCCUCUAUAUUUCUGCUCAAACUGAAACCCCUGGUCACCAUUCUAGUGUUGGCAGUUGUGUCCCGAUCAUCGUGUUUAGGGUGCCUGCUGUUCAAACUGCCUCCACAUACACAGCCGCUCUGCCAACCUUUGCCUUUGUUUUCUAUUUCCUUUGAGCUCAUGUUGAUUCUAUAAUAAAGUACAGGAAUAAUCACGUCAUGGUUUAUUUAUCUACACUGAUUGUUCUGUUUUUAGUAGUAUACAGUACAAACUGUGGGUAAAAAUUACAACAUUUAUAUUCUGUGUUUAUUAUUGCUGAAACUUGUAUUCAAGCAUAACUCACAUUCAAAUAAACAGAAA